This is a messenger RNA of Bradysia coprophila, 1002 nucleotides long. RefSeq lists its product as uncharacterized. The record is from RefSeq and is a predicted model, not a curated record. NCBI's taxonomy places the organism in Eukaryota, Metazoa, Arthropoda, Insecta, Diptera, Sciaridae.
AUGGGCUCACCAGCAAGUCCGGUUUUUGCUGAUUUGGUAUUAGAAAUUUUGGAAGACGAAGUCAUACGAAAGCUGAAAUUCAAAUUACCAUUCUACGUACGAUAUGUGGACGAUAUUUUAACAGCAGUUCCUGCUGACAAAGUUAAUGAAAUUAAAACAACGUUCAACAGCUACAAUCAACAUAUACAAUUUACUGUAGAUGUAGAACGAGAUCAAAACAUUUCAUUUUUGGAACUGUGGUGUAUUAGAGAUGGUCGUAGCAUUAAGACUGAUUGGUAUCACAAAGACACUUGGUCCGGACGUUAUUUGAAUUUUAAAUCUCAUUUGCCAACUGCCUACAAACGCAACACAGUCACACUGCUAGCAGAGAAGAUUCUUCUAUUGUCUGAACCCGAGUUCCACAACAAAAACUUUGAAUUGCUGAGAGAAACUUUAGCCAAGAAUAUGUACCCGAAUGGUUUGGUUGAAUGUAUGAUCAAAAAAGCACACGAAAAGUUUACAAAGAAUGGAGAUGUGAAACCGAUCAAAGAGAAACUCCCGAUAGCUGCCGUACCCUAUGUUAAAGGCCUGUUUGAGAAACUGAAAGCCAUAUGCAAGGAUGACGUCAUGCUGGAUGGAAAAGGCGACAACACGUUGAAGAAGUCUAUUUUUAGUAGACUCAAAGAUCCGACGCCAAAGUUACAUUGUUCACAUUUGGUGUACUGUAUUCCCUGUUCGUGCGGGUACAAAUACGUUGGCCAGACAUUACAGCUUUUGAAGGACAGAAUCUAUCAACAUAAGUACAACAUAAGCAUUAAGAACAGUAACCACAGUGCCUUAUGUGAUCACGCUAUUACGAACAAUCAUACACCGUUGUGGGAUAAAGUUAAAAUUGUUGUUCGUGAAAGUCAGCAGAAGAAAAGAGACAUUUUAGAGAUGAUUGCGGUGAAGAAGACACCGAAUUGUCUGAAUAAACACACCGAUUGUAUAAUAUUAUCUACUGCCUAUAAUAACGUGAUUUGA